Messenger RNA from Tuber aestivum (summer truffle), 3344 nucleotides. NCBI's taxonomy places the organism in Eukaryota, Fungi, Ascomycota, Pezizomycetes, Pezizales, Tuberaceae. The record is from the annotation of a GenBank genome assembly.
ACUGUCUCCUUGAGAACAAUCUGCCCUCCAUAUCCCGCCCACCCCCUAUAGUCCUACUUCACUAGCAUAAAGAUUGCCCACAAUGGCUGCCAACUACUUCAACAUAACCGGCAUCCGCGAGGGGGUCAAUGGACCCGCCGUACCUCUCCGCCAGGAGAUUCGCGCUCUCCAGGCUACCAACCCUGACAUGUUCAACCUCUACAUUCUCGGCUUGCAACGUAUGCAAAGCCUGCCCAAGACAGACAGGCUCUCCUGGUUCCAGAUUGCUGGUAUUCACGGACGCCCGUAUACCGCUUGGGACAAUGUCAGGGGUAACGGAAAUGCCUCUGGAUAUUGUACCCAUUCGAGCAUUUUGUUCUUGACCUGGCAUAGGCCUUACUUGGCACUGUACGAGGUUUGCGAACUUGGUUCCCAAUACUUGGCGGGGCUCGUAACUAACAGGAGCUAUUUUUAUAGCAAUCACUCUUUGAGAAUGUGAAGGCUGCUGUUGCGGCGUUCCCUCCUGGACCCACCAAGGAUAGAUUUACUCGGCUUGUCCCCAGCUUCCGUAUGCCGUAAGUGCUCCUUCCGAUUACCAUGCCUAUGUGAAGUUAAUGCCAACAAAAUCCUCCCCCCCCAGAUACUGGGAUUGGGCUGCGGAUGCGAGAAUUCCCGAUUUUGUUCUCAGGGACCAAACAAUCGAAGUUGAGACUGCAACUGGCAGGCAAAGAAUCAGAAAUCCACUAUAUAGCUACAACUUCGGGUCAAUUGAUCGAAGAGAGUUCCCGGUAAGCGCAUCCUGCCGUCCUGAUAUAUAAUUGCUCAUAAGUAGUAACAGGAGAAUCGUUUCAACACUUGGCUUAAUACCGUCCGGUAUCCCAACCUCGCAAAUGUCAACCCCACCGACCCAGGCAACCCAGCACAGGUAGCAGCACAAAUGCGGCAAAUAGAGACAUUCCCUAACCCAGGCACGAACGGUCUCAAGUAAGUCCCUCCCUCCGUAAUAGUCCUCGAUAUAAUACAAGAUUUCCAACACUUAUGAGCGAAAAGUCUCCGCGAUCGUGUAUAUGCUCUCCUUAGCCGAAACAACUACCGGAACUUUGCAUUCUUCUCCAAUGACGGCUGGAACAAUAACGGCCACCCCGACGACUACGACUCCCUGGAGUCGGUGCACAAUACCAUUCACGGCACUAUUGGUGGCGGAGGACACAUGGUAAGCCAAUAGUAAAAUCAUGCCUGCUCCAUACUCUAACUGCUUCGCAGUCUACACCAGCCUAUGCUGGAUUCGAUCCAAUUUUCUGGCUUCACCAUACCAAUGUCGACCGCCUCUUUGCCAUUUGGCAGGUUUUGAAUCCAAACAGCUAUGUCGUCGACCAGCGAGCCAGAUACUCAACCUUCUGGUCUCAGGCGAACGGAACUGAAGGACCCAAUACAAGUAAGUUAUCCCCUCUCCCGCUCCAUCACCCGGGCCUGACUAAUUGAUACACUAGCCCUCCUACCCUUCCACCAAAACAACACCACUUACUGGACAUCCCUGACUUGCAGGAAUCUAAAAACAUUUGGAAGCACAUACCCCGAACUUGUUGAUUGGGGGGUGGUUAGCCCUAACCAAGUCGUGGCCAACGUUCAGAGAGCCGUACAAACCCUUUAUGGCCGAACCGCCCCAGUGAACAGGAUUUUGGGUCAAGCUCCAGGUGCUAUUGGAGCCUCUGUGCUCUCCUUCUCUCAACCCGGUGUCGCUGUAACCGCUUCGGGCUCCGGCAUUCCCCAGACCGAUGGUCCAGGAGAUGAAGAGACCCCUGCCCAGUCCUAUGGUGGCCAAAGUGAGCAGCAGCCCAUCCAGUCUGAGUCCACCGGCCAACCCGAUCUUAUCAAGGAUGGCACUGUCUAUGAGUGAGUACCUGCGAAAUCGGGCAACCCCCAAAAUAACGCAUUGCUGAUUUUCCACCUUAGAUACUUUUGCAACAUUCGUGCCGAUAAGUACGCUGCUGGGGGCUCUUUCAAUGUUCACAUUUUCCUCGGAGAUUUCAGCGAUGAUGCCACACAGAGAGCCUAUGAUGAUAACCUCGUCGGAACCUUCAGCGUAUUCGCAAACGACCCAGAGACCACCGGAUGCGAGAAGUGCCAGAAUGAGGCCGAAGAUGGAUUGAUUGUCACCGGCUCCAUCCCACUGACUGGUGCAUUGCUGGACAGGAUCCCGAAGUUGAACAUUCCGGAGUUGAAUUCGUUGGAGCCGGAGAAUGUUAUCCCAUAUCUGCAAAGUAAACUCCACUGGAGAUGCAAUAGGGUUUGUCCCCUCACGAACGCUUCACUGGUCCACUAUGAUGCUGACAUGUCUUGAAACGCAGCCCGACGACACCCCUAUCCCGCGUGAGGAUAUCUCAAGCCUGAAAGUGGGAGUUGCCUCUGUCCCGGUCGAGGUUCCGACGCCUGACCACCUGCUUCCCAAGUAUGGUGAAUGGCAGGCGCGGUACGAGGUGACUGAGGGCCGCAAGGCCGGUCUGGCUGAGGGUGACAAUUUGUAAAGCCAUCGAUAGUUGUUGCAAUAAUGGUAUACUAGCCACCAUGUGGCAGAGUUGGGGCAGCUAUAGGCGCAUCUCGUUUUUCUUUUCCGAACACUAACGCACAAUAAGUUAAGCAAGGAUUUAUCUAUUUUUCCGAGACACGAGAAAUGAGAAAAUAUCUUCCAAACGAGACCUGAUUUUUUUAUUUCUUUUCCCCUAGGGUCGAAAGGAUCGUGCCUUGUUCCAAUCAAACGAUUUCACGGGGAAAAGCAGAGUGGAAAGGAAAACGAGCGCAUACUAAUGUCAUGCGUGAUGCAGCCCAUAUAGCAAUUGAGAUUCCGGAUGAAAAGGCUUGAACCCAUCGACAAACCCGCAGUCUGAACAUCGUCUUGUUCAGGAUAUCGUGCGUUCACCCCUAUGCCGCGAUCACCUCACCAUCACCAGUCAACCCCACCACAUGCAUGUGUAUGUAUGCAUGAAAAUUUUCUAGCACGCGAUCACGACAAGCCCGGUCCGUGGGGCAAUAGUACACUUUCGAGUAAACGGGCCGUACGUGCUAGAGUAGCCCAACACUCCUCAUCAAAUCACAUAGAGAAUCGUAGGUAAAGCCAAUUAGCCCACAAUGGAUCGCGGAAAUGCACGACUCGAGCACCCUCGCGGAGACGGCGGCUGCAUGUCUGGCUGGCUGGCCGCGCGAGUCCUACCCUACUAUGCCACAUACAGCACCUUUUGUGCUUGGCCCGAAGCCAUCACUCUGCCCUGCAAAUCUGUGCUCCACUCCCCCCGAUCGCUCAUUCAUUCGUGGCAUAAUACCACGAGUCAGCGUAUCGGAAAGAGGAAGAAAAGAGAAAAAAAGAAAAA